Molecule: messenger RNA, 1593 nt
Organism: Didymodactylos carnosus
Lineage: Eukaryota; Metazoa; Rotifera; Eurotatoria; Philodinida; Philodinidae
Source: the annotation of a GenBank genome assembly
AUGAACAAUGUCACUAUCUAUAUUUCUAAAUUAUACACCUUCUUGAUAAUAAUAUUAUUUUAUUUUCGUAUUUCUGUUCAUGGUAAAUUAUCCUUAUUCUAUCCGUGUUAUUAUUCAUCGAUUCAAUAUCACAAUUCAUUGUCACUAUUUCAAUGUGAUUUUUGUUCAUGUAUAAUUCAGUCACCAUCACUACUACCACCACAACAAUCAUCAACAAAUCUCUGUAUAUUAUUAAAUAAUAUUAAUAGUAAGAAACGAGAAUUAUGUAUGAAUAAAAAUGAUAAUAGUUAUUUUUUUGAAAAUUUAUUAUCAAAAUUAAAUUCAAUUGAAUAUGAAACAAGACAACAAUUGUUAUUAUAUUCAUCCUAUUUAGAACAACAAUAUCAAUGGCAAGAUAACGAAUUUGAAUUAGCAUUAGCAUUAAAUAAUGUAGAAUUGAAUAGAAACACAUUUCAUCAAUUACUUACACUUUUUUGUUCAUAUAAUUUUACAAAAAUAACAUUUUAUUAUUUACAGUAUGAUACGAUACUAAAUAAUAAAGAAAAACCACAACAUUUUUGUCAUUUAUCACAAACCUAUUCUAUACGCUAUAUAAAUUCAUUUUUUAAUGAUUAUUCCGUAGUAUUAAAUCAUCAUCAUCAACAAACAGUGAUAUUUUAUAAUUCAACAUUAAACAUAACAUCAUUGAAUACUACAGCUCAUAUUUUAUCUUUUUAUUAUGUGAAUUUUAAACGUAAAACAUUUUCACUCUCCUCAUUAUCAUCAUUAAUUCAUUUGACAAUAUCUCAUUCUUCCUUAUCAUCAUCAUUCAUCACAUUAAAUGGUUUAUUUGAACGUCUAUUAUAUCUUGAUUUAUGCAGUAAUGAAUUAACAGAUGAUAAAUUAAAUCAUCUAAUACAAACAAUGGAAGCACCAGAUUUAAUUACUCUAAUAUUAUCUAAAAAUAAAUUGACUAUAUUAACAAAUUUAUUUAAACAUUUAUCAACAAUAAGAUAUUUAGAUUUAUCAUUAAAUCAAAUAAAAAUGAUUGAUUAUUUUACAUUUAAAGAUAUUUAUUCUUUAAAUUCUCUUAAUCUAAGUUAUAAUUUAAAUAUUGAUAUUAAAUUUGAUACAUUCAAUCGAAUACCCUAUCUUGAAAUAUUAGAUAUUAGUUAUUGUCAAUUAAAACAAUUAUCAUCUGAACAUUUAUUUACACCAUUACAAAAAUUACGCUAUUUAAAUUUAACAAAUAAUCAUUUAACAAAUAUCGUUCGAUUACCUAUUCCAUAUGAUUCUUAUUCUAUAUUAGUAAACAACAAUUAUGAUUAUAAUCUACCUAUACUCUAUGCUGAUUUAUCACAUAAUAAUAUUGAAUUAAUUGAUUAUGAACGAUUAAUAUCCACACAAGAACGAUAUGUUAUUAAUUUAAAUUUAGAAUUUAAUAAUAUAAAAACAUUACAAUUUCAAGAGAGAAAACGUGGUCCAGUAAUUGAAUUAAAUAUUAAUAAUAAUCGAAUCAAUUGUGAUUGUACACUCUAUGAAAAUUUAAAUAUUAUACAGGGAAUAAAUGAGCCAAUACAUCACACAUUUUUUAACGGUAAUAUCAAGUUUUAG